Messenger RNA from Aspergillus luchuensis, 291 nucleotides. RefSeq lists its product as uncharacterized. The record is from RefSeq and is a predicted model, not a curated record. NCBI's taxonomy places the organism in Eukaryota, Fungi, Ascomycota, Eurotiomycetes, Eurotiales, Aspergillaceae. The transcript has a single exon. Bases 1 to 291 code for a protein of 96 amino acids.
AUGGUUGAAAUCGCCCCGAAGUUUGCUCACGUCAGAGUAUUGAGAAAUCCAGCAUUUGUAGAUGAAGGACUGGUGUUUGAGACCAUCAAUAUUUGGAAAUACCCGUGCAUUGUAAAGCCUUUCCACUUCUUCGGUAUCUUCGAUCUCGUUGUAUGGACGACUCCCUGUGGAGAUCUCCUAGAUCAGACAGCCCAGUGCAAACAAGUCGGUCUUGAAAGUUCGCGGGGACAAUGGCGAAAUUCGGUAGCGGUCCUCCUCCUCAACCAGUGGACGCAAGUCACCGAUGGCUGA